Messenger RNA from Marmota monax (woodchuck), 2915 nucleotides. RefSeq names its product family with sequence similarity 180 member B (gene Fam180b). Lineage: Eukaryota; Metazoa; Chordata; Mammalia; Rodentia; Sciuridae. The coding region runs from base 1109 to 1714 and encodes 201 amino acids. The record is from RefSeq and is a predicted model, not a curated record. The transcript is spliced from 3 exons.
CAGACCAUUUUUUUUUUUUAAUUGUGAGACUGGCUUCAAAUUUUUGAUCCUCCUCUCUCAGACUCCCAAGUCACUGGUAUUACAGACAUGUAACCUCCCACAGCCUACAAGUGUACUUUAAUGGGAGUAAAUAGUGUGUUGCAGAUACUGUCACCUGCAGGCCUGUAUGUACUUCUGAGAGGGAUUUUGACUAAUUCAAAGUGCUCACAUUCCAGUGGGUUCAGGAUCUCUUUGGUGUGGCAUAUAGUGAGAAUUGGAGGGUCUCAAUAACUGUUGGAGUAAGCCUCUAAUGCAGUAAGCCUCUCAUGGUGGCAUCUGAUGGAUUCCUGGGUGGAACCAAGGAAUCUCCAUUCUACUCUCCUCCCACCCACACAUCCACAGGGUUACAUGAGCGAAUAGUCAAAGCUUGAAGGAACACCUUAGCUCAUUUUUGAGCCUUGAAUCUUGUAUUCUCUCUAGCCUGAUAGCUUGUCAUUCUUGAGCUAGAGGAAUCUGCCUAGUUUCUGGCCUGAACCAAGACUGGAGCCUUGAAGAGACUCCAGGGCUACGGCAAAAACGCUAAGGAGUGGCAGAUUUGUCUGUCAGGAGACAGUACUCGCUUCCCCAGCUGGUCUAGGGUCUCUUCAGCCUGUGGCUGAAUGCCUGAAAUGAGAGCACUAGGCUCUGCCUUCCAAGCGGCCCACCCAGCAUGCAGCUGGAGUACUGGGCUCUGCAGCUGAUGCUCUUGGCACCCAAGCAGCUCCCUGGAGGUGGAGUUGGACUGGGUGUCAGGGGCUGGCAUCCUGUCAGUAGCAGGAUGUUUCGAGGGUGAGGACAGAUAGUAAGGUAGCAUUACUGCCUGAGAUCUCCCCCCGCCCCCCUUUGGAAGGUCAAGCCAGUUUGCUACCAAGCCCUUUUUUCUGUUAACUAAGCAUCCCACCCAUUAGGCAGGAACAGGCUGCUACUGCCAAAACCACAGAUUCCCAUUUCUGGAGGGUGGAAAGGGCCCCAGGAGGUGAUGGAGGCCACAAGCCAGUCCCUCCCUAUUCUGCAUUGAAGACUGACAUGCGUAACAGAAUGCUGGAGCAGCCUGCAGUGGAAAGUUAGAGCUGUGGUAUGUGGCAGGCAAAUGAGGGAGCACAGAGCUGCUAGGAAGAGUGAGACUCAGAGGAUGAGGUGCAGCAUGGCCAGGACACCGCAGUUACUGGCUUAUCUGGUGGUAGCCAUUUGCCUCUGCCCUGGAGCAACAACAACCCAGCACCAUGCAGGGCAGCCCGAGGACAGCGCCAGCGUGGGAGGUGGCCUGCAGGACCCAGAGGCCCCCGAAGUGAUGUUUGAGCUGCUCUGGGCUGGGCUGGAGCUGGAUGUCAUGGGGCAGCUGUACAUCCAGGAUGAAGAACUAGCAUCCACACGUCCAGGUCGCCGACUCAGGCUCCUCCUGCAGCACCGAGUACCCAGUGACUUGGAGGGUGCUGAGCAGCAGCUGAAACAGCUCCAGGACCUGCGAAAGGGGCCUCCUCUUAGUCCUUGGGACUUUGAACAUCUGCUCCUCACAGGCCUAUCCUGCGUCUACCGGCUCCAUGCUGCUAGUGAGGCUGAAGAAAGGGGUCGCUGGGCCCAGGUCUUCUCCCUCCUGGCCCAGGAAACACUCUGGGACCUGUGUAAGGAUUUCUGCCCCCAGGGCCAGCCCCCUUGGCUGGGGCCCUGGGCCUCCAUCCUUGGCCCCUUCCCCUGACCCUUCCUUUUUACCUGUCAUUUUCCCCUCCUAUUAUGUCCCACCACCCCCACCCCACCCCCCAAAAAAACCCAAAAACAACAACAAAAAAAAAAACCUGAGCGCCAGACCCUUCCUGGGCAAGCUUCUAUCUGGCACCUAUUUUUUUCCUACUCAGAUUUAUGGGCUGGACUUGCACCUUGACUCACCCCACUUCAUGCUUACCCCUACCCUUUCUUGUUCCAUAGACCCUGAUAGGGCUAAGAGCCCAAGGCAUGCGAGGGACAGCAGGCACACAGCUAAGGGCAGGACUUGUGGGCAGUACAUGUGUUGGGGCCAGGAUUGAGAAGUGUGUUUAAGAGACGCUAAAAGAGGAACAGCCCUAAGUAUAUUCAGGUUAGAACCUCCAGCCUCCAAUUCCUACCCUAACAGUCUGAGAGGUCCUGUGGAAUCUACAGGAAUCUGUAUGCCCAGCACCCAGUCCUAAUUUAGAUAGUCCUCUCAAGCCUGACCAGGGCUCUGGAGUCCCUUGAACCUGCAAGUUCCCCAUCUGGAUUGGGAGCCCAGGUUGGACUUCUUGAGUUCUGUCUGUUGGAGGAGUGGAGGGAAGCAGUGGAGGAACUUUAACUUCUUUGGAGAAAGGAAGGCAAAUGUCCUAUCUUCCAUCUCAACAAAUCUCAGAUGAACAUCUCAGAGGAAGGAAUAAGGCUGGGAGAGGACUCACCCAAACCAGAGAGACUAGCUGAUGCAGGCUGUGGUAGGUGUAGCUGGGAUUCUGUGUAUCUCUUCUUAUAAAAAAAACUCUGUUCUGGCCUCCUGGAGCCUGAGUCAUUCUGUUAGGUUAUCUAAAGCAACCCUAAGGAAACCACUCUCUUUAUCCUACGAGGGCAGGAGGCAGAGCAAUCAGGUGUCAAGCCCUCAUCACAUUCCCACACCCUACUGGAAGAAGGAACUUAUGUUCCCUUUGAGUCCUGUGGCCUGGGGUGGAUAGUGGCAUGCUGUCUCAUCAUGGAAAGGAAUCAGAUGGGCCCUAGGUCUAAGUCAAAUGUGAGGUGUCAGGCGGAGUGACGGAUUGGACAGGAACACGCAUUAGAUGAAAUUUCCCACCUUCUCACCCUCCCAGGGCCUGAUCCCCACCUCCGGCUGUGGGCUGCAGAAUUCAGUGUUUUCCUGUCCCAUCCCGAGGCAAAGCAUCGCUUAAGACAGAGCAGACUCUUGGGCU